Messenger RNA from Scatophagus argus, 2812 nucleotides. RefSeq names its product upstream binding transcription factor, like (gene ubtfl). The record is from RefSeq and is a predicted model, not a curated record. The transcript is spliced from 20 exons. NCBI's taxonomy places the organism in Eukaryota, Metazoa, Chordata, Actinopteri, Scatophagidae. Bases 204 to 2477 code for a protein of 757 amino acids.
ACGGCAACAGUUAAUUUCAACAAAGUGUUGAGUGAGAGUCAGAGCAGCUGCUCUCUGCCGCCCUCCAGGCCCGGGUUUGGGACAGGCGGCUUUCAGUUUUACACCACAAGAACAGCUGCAGUCCAGACCGGAGCUGCCGAGUUAAAGAGUCGCUCAUAAACAUAAGAGCAGGAGGCGGAGUCUUCUCCGUCAGUCGCUGCACGAUGAACGGCAGCAGCAGCGUCUCCAGAGCUCAGAGCACCAGGAUCAAGAGUGAGCCAGAUGACUGGAGUAAAGAAGACUGUCUGACUCUGCUGGAGAGGAUUCGCAGUCUGCUGCCGGACGGAGACGCCAUGAAGUAUAAAACCACAGAGUCGCAUUUCGACUGGGAGAAGGUUUGUUUCGGCAGCUUCACGGGUGACAUGUGCCGCCAGAAAUGGCAGAAAGUCUCAUCUGAGGUUCGUAAGUACAGAACGAUGACGGAGCUCAUCAUAGACGCCAUGGAGUUUGUGAAGAAUCCAUACAAAGGCAAAAAACUGAAGACUCACCCAGAUUUUCCCAAGAAACCUCUGACUCCAUAUUUCCGCUUCUUCAUGGAAAAACGAGCCAAAUAUGCCAAAAUCCACCCCGAGAUGAGCAACCUGGACCUGACCAAGAUCCUGUCCAAGAAGUACAAGGAGCUCCCAGACAAGAAGAAGCAAAAGUACAUCACAGAGUUUCAACGAGAGAAAGAAGAGUUUGAGAAGAACAUGGCUCGAUUCAAGGAGGAUCAUCCAGAGCUGAUAGAAGAGAGGAAGAAGUCUGACCUGCCAGAGAAGCCAAAAACUCCUCAACAGCUGUGGUACAACCACGAGAAGAAAGCCUACAUGAAGCUCCACCCUGAGGUGAGUCAGAAGGAGCUGAAGGAGGCUCUGAGGAGACAGUGGUCCCAGCUGUCUGACAAAAGGAGGCUUAAGUGGAUCAGCAAGGCCCUGGAGCUCCAGAAAGACUACGAGGGCAGUAUGAGAGCGUAUCAUGAAGCUCAUCCAGAUGCGAACUCUGAUGAUCACGUUCGGUCCGUCCUCACCAAAGCAGAGAGACAGCUGAAGGACAAGUUUGAUGGACGGCCGACAAAACCGCCACCUAACGGCUACUCUCUGUACUGUGCGGAGCUGAUGGUGAACAUGAAGGACGUCCCCAGCACGGAGCGGAUGGUUCUCUGCAGCAAACAGUGGAAAAUGAUGACACAGAAAGAGAAGGACAUGUUCCAGAAACGCUGCGAGCAGAAAAAGAAGCAGUACGACAUCGACCUGCAGAGGUUUCUGGAGAGUCUCCCAGAGGAGGAACGAGACCGCGUCAUGACGGAGGAAAAACUGGGCGGGACCAGACUUGGAGGGGGCGUGGCCUCAAGCCCACACAGAGCCAGGUCUCCCUCUGUCAAGGAGCAGUGUCGGGAGGCGGAGCCAGAGACAUGGGUACCUGCAGGGCUGUCUAAAGAGAGACGGGAUGGGAAGAAGACGGCAAAGCUUCCGGAGACGCCUAAAACAGCUGAGGAGAUGUGGCAGCACAGUGUGAUUGGAGACUACCUGGCUAAAUACAGAAGCGACCGGAGGAAGGCCCAGGCAGGGAUGGAGGCGGCCUGGAAGUCGAUGGAGAAGAAGGAGAAGAUUCCGUGGAUCAAAAAGGCAGCGGAGGACCAGAAGCGUUAUGAGAGGGAGCUGCUGGAGAUGAGGACCACACCAGCAGGUCAGAGUCAGAGGAAACCCAAGUUUGAUGGAGAACCAAAGAAACCUCCAGUGAGUGGCUAUCAGAUGUUCUCCCAGGAGCUGCUGACCAAUGGCGAGCUGAACCACUUCAGCCUGAAGGAGCGGAUGGUGGAGAUCGGGAAGCGAUGGCACAAACUGAGCCAGAGUCAGAAAGAAAAGUACAAGAAGCUGGUGGAGGAGCAGCAGGUGGAGUACAAGGCAGAGCUGGAGGCUUGGGUCAAGUCUCUGUCUCCUCAGGAUCGAGCCGUCUAUAAGGAGUUUUCCAGCUCGAAACGUCGCAGCACCACAAAAGUUCGCAGCAGCCCUGGAGCCAAAGUGCGCGUGACAGCGAAGGGAAAAGCAGCUGGUUCAAGAGCCACGACGCAGACGGUUGGCGUGGCCAAGAGGGCCAUGGCAUACCGAGCAAAGCAGGACAUGUCCGACUCAGACGAGGAGGAGGAGAAGAGCGACUCGUCUGACUCUGAUGAAGAUGACGAGACAUCAGGAUCCACUGACAGCGAUGACGACGAUGAUGAUGAUGAGGUGAAAACAUGUUUUCAUCUCUGCAGAACGUUUCUAAGGAAACAAACCGCUGAUCUCAUAAAGGAUAAAAAAAGUACAAAAUGUUUGAGAAUGAUGACGAGGAUGAGGAUGAUGAAGACGACGAAGAUCAGAGUUCCUCAGAGGAAUCCAGUGACUCAGACUCGGACUAGCUCCGCCCCCUCCACCUCACUGGAGAGGACAGGUUGUGCAGGCCACGCCUCCUCACGAUAAUCAAUCUGGCGGACCAAUGAGAAGUGAAGACGUCAUACUGCGGUCGCGCUGGCCCCUCCCACCUCCCUGUGAUGGGGCGGAGCCUAACGGAGCGUUUUGUUACCUUUGUGUUUGUUUUUUAGAGUGUUGGUUUUUAUCGGAGGAACAUUUUAGGUGGGCAGAAAAGUUUUUGUUGUGUUUUUUUUUUUUUUGCAGGGCUGGGGAUUGUACAGUCUGACAGGCGGGUGGGCGGAGCCUAUUGCUUAUUGUUAGUUGCAGAUGAGGGAGGAGCCAGCGUUCAGCCUUCAGUCGGCCACCUGUCUGAGAAAAUUAACAAAUAAAUGCACUUUUUCUCA